AUGACGCUCGAGAUGACGACCUGCGACGUGUACGAGCCGUCCGGAGGCAAGGGCACAUGGACGGCCGACGAGCACGACCGCUUCUUGACUGCCAUGCAGCUCUACCCGAACGGGCCGUGGAAGAGCAUCGCGCAGGUCAUCAAGACGCGGUCCGUGCGCCAGACGCAGACGCACGCCCAGAAAUACCGCGAGAAGCUCGCGCGCCACCAACGCGGUCUCCGGGUCCAGCACGCGUUCCGGCCCGAGACCGAGCCGGCCCCUACUUGCCUUGAUUCGCCGCAGCCGCUGCCCGACCUUCCCGACUGCCUCGACUUCUUCCUCGACGUCCUGGACGUCUCGUGGUCGACGGCCGAGGUCCUCGAGCUCUAAACCGUGCCGCCGUCCUAUUUAAUUGUUCCUAAUCUAGACUUGUUAACCCAUCGUAUAUCGGACGAGCUUGAAA
This is a messenger RNA of Saprolegnia diclina VS20, 442 nucleotides long. RefSeq lists its product as hypothetical. The record is from RefSeq and is a predicted model, not a curated record. The coding region runs from base 1 to 369 and encodes 122 amino acids. Lineage: Eukaryota; Oomycota; Saprolegniomycetes; Saprolegniales; Saprolegniaceae. The transcript has a single exon. Gene Ontology annotation, molecular function: DNA binding.